Molecule: messenger RNA, 4346 nt
Organism: Helicoverpa zea (corn earworm)
Lineage: Eukaryota; Metazoa; Arthropoda; Insecta; Lepidoptera; Noctuidae
Product: nose resistant to fluoxetine protein 6-like
Exons: 13
Coding region: 248-2539 (763 amino acids)
Molecular function (GO): acyltransferase activity, transferring groups other than amino-acyl groups
Source: RefSeq, a predicted model, not a curated record
UCGACUCCUGCGCAGCACGCGCUCUGCCUCUUGCUCACCGCUGAGCAACCAUCGCGGUUCACUUCGCAUCGGUUCACUUCAAACAUCGACAAACUAACUCACACAGUGAAAAUAACAAAGUGAUCAUUUAAUUACUGGUAAAUAUUUUACGGGAUAUAAAACCACCAAAGUUGAGGUAUAGGUACUGCAGCAUGGUGAAUGUGAUUAAUUGAGUAUCAGUGUUGAUUGCUAGUUUUUUGUGUUUACAAUGAUGUGCGUCAGAACAUUUGAUUCGAGAACGAUGUUGGUCGCAACUUUGUUAGUGAUGGUGAGUGUAGUGGGUGCUAAUGUGAACUCUACGGGUGUGUCGGGGGCAUCCCGCAUGGCAUGGAUGAAGUCCCUGCUGGAUCACCACAACUGGAUGGAGUACAUCAAUGGCAGCUUGUCUCUGCCUCAGAAGUGUGAGACAGAUCUCAGGAUCUAUCUGACAGCGCUCAACGAUGGACAACUCUGGGCUUCGAAAAUUUUCGACGCAUCUGGCCAUUACACACCUAAUGUGCUGUUCGGCAACGAGUACUGGCUGGGCUCACAGAAUGCGUGCCGGGAUCUUCAAUUGUCCGAGUACUAUGCGCAAACGCCGCCCUUCCCCACCACUUUCUACGUUGCCAAGAUCAACCUGACUGUGGACAACGAUCAUUUACCACAGAGCCGACUGAUGCUGGUCGGUGAGUGCGUGCCAGCCUCAUGUGACAUGAAAGCUGUCACCUCACUAUUGGGUGCUGCAGAAGGCGCUGCCUCCACGCUAGCUUCAACAGCAGGCCUUCAGGCUUCCUUCACCACCAUCAGCUUACGACCAGUGCCUGGAAACUAUGACUUGUUCGCAGACCCUAAGCUGCAAAUACUUGGGACGGUGGUGACCCUGGUGGGAGUGCUGAUGCUCUUGGCGUCUUUGUACGAGGGCUACCUGGAGCGCAAGUACCGGCUGACCAAGGAGUCCAGAGAUCUCGAGCUGGCGAACGACGCCAACCAUAAACAACCUGCUCAUAACAAUGUGCCGGUAGCCGAUGGGAAACCAGUGAGCGCAGACAAUGGCGACAGAGACCUUCGCCGGGAAACUUGCGGAGUUUGGUCGGAGGUGCUGUUAUCGUUUUCGAUCCUGUCGAACGGGCGUACGAUCCUCAGCACGGACCCUCCCAACGAUGGGGCCCUCACAUGUCUUCACGGAAUGAGGUUCAUGUCAGUAAUCUGGGUUAUAAUGGUGCACACAUACCUGACGAUAUUCUACGUGGCCGACAACAAGACGAUGCGGGUGAUCACGGAGCGCAAUUUCUGGUACCAGUCCGUCGGCAACGCCUCCUAUUGUGUUGAUACCUUCUUUGUUAUCAGCGGGAUACUCGUCACGAUUCUAUUCUUACGAACCGAGGACAAAAAGGCCGCCAAAACUGACCAGCAAGAUAAACAGGACAUCAACAAGAACCUUAACGGCUUCAGUAAUUCCGCUCUCUCCAUCUCUGUGAUAAGCCAACAAUCUUUUAAGGAGGACUUAUUGGACAAGCCUAAGACCAGCGCUUACUCUAUGGCAGAAUUCGUGGCUAUGAUUAAAUCUUUCUUCAUUUUAUUUUCAUAUCGAUUAGUGAGACUUACUCCAGCUUACGGCUUCGUGAUUGGUUUAAAUGAGAUUGCUCUGAGGUAUACACACGAUAGAUCAGUGUUUGAGCCGGCGAUAUUUGACCAUAUAACUUGCGAUAAGUACUGGUGGCGCAAUCUGCUGUACAUUAAUAACUUGUACCCUCAACGCGAGAUGUGCAUGGUUUGGUCCUGGUACAUGGCCAAUGACACACAGUUCUACGUAGUUGGAAUUAUACUUCUAUUAAUUUCUGUUAAACACCCGCGGUUCGCGAUGGUAUCGCUUGGGUUGCUAAUGGUGAGCUCGUGGGCGACGACGAUCUACAUCUCGGUGUGGCAUCAGUACAAGGCGCGGAUACAGGAGCCCUUCGAGAUGUUUGACCCGCUCUAUGAUAAGCCGUGGUCGAGGAUCGGACCCUAUUUAGUCGGUAUGGUAGUAGGCUGGUACCUCCACAAGACAAAGUGCCAACUGCGGAUUCCAUACUGGGUGGUAGCGAUCGGAUGGCCGGGCGCCCUCGCCAUCAUCGGCAGCCUGAUCUUCAGCAUGGUGGAUGGUUACUUCGAGGUCUGGCCCACUGCCUUCUACAUCAGUGUUGGUCAUACAGCGUGGGGAGUAGCAGUAGCCUGGGUGGCGAUCUCAUGCUGCAGCGGGUACGGCGGGCUGGUGAACUCGGCGCUGUCGUACCGGGGGCUGCUGCCGCUCAGCAGGCUGACGUACGGCGCCUAUCUCGUGCACCCUACCAUCAUGAUGUACACCUCCUUCCUGCUGGAUGGCCCUUAUCAUAUGCAGAAUUCUACUGUGCUCGCGAUUUACGCUGGCUACGCAGUGAUGGCAUUCUUGGCUUCAUUCGCCAUUUCGCUAGCUUUUGAAGCGCCUGCCGUCCGACUCCUGAAGAUCAUCAGCGGCACUCCUCGCAGCAAGAAGAGCUCCUGAACAAACAUGAAGUCACCACGGUUGUAGCAUUAACACGCCUAAACACACGUGUUGAUUACUGCGUUACUCAACGCGCACUUAUUGAUGCGAAUCAAUCAAUUGUAAAUAAAAACUUAUUAUUAUACCUUCUCAAAGAUAUCACUUACACAAACGUCAGAACGAAAAUUCGAUAUCCGGUACAUUUGGUGAUUUAAUUUCCCGUCUCUAGUAAUAAGAAACCUUUUCCAAUGAAGUGCGCUCUAUCGAAGCUUUAUUUAGGUUAUAAUUUAAGAAGCCCAAAAUACUAAGGACUUAGUUACCAAUAAAGACUUUUAUAGUUACCAAUGGGAGUUCAUAUCUUUUUAUCUGUCGGAUUUGAACAUAAAGUUGGGCAAAUGGGAGGCUAUUGGUCGUUCCCGUCGCCGUUCGCUGUAACAUGGAUUCUAAGGGGCAAUGUUUUACUGCUUUAUCUAUAGACGGCACAUUGUCACAUGUGCGGUAAUCCUGUGACCCAGUUGCCAAGUUAAACACGUGCUUGCUCAAGUACUGAGAUUUUGGCAACUGAUUGAGACGCACUCGGAGUUAGUGUACCUGCACUAUUGUAUAAAAAUGAGUGAACUUAUAUGACAAUUCGAGAUUACGCGCUCGUGGAUCAGAUAAAAAGUUGUUGCUUGCUCAUUUACUUUAACAACUUUAAUUCAGGGAUGAUAAAUUUAACAUGUCAAUUAUUCUGGUACUCAAAAUAAAAGCAGCUUGAAAUUAGAUAGCAAGUUUGAUGCUCAAUUAGAAAACGCUACAUUAUUUCACGACAUGUUUUAAGCCCCUACAGGUUAGAACUGUCCGUUGAAGACAUUCAUGUAUCUACUAACGUCAACAUAAAUCAGUGAGGUGAUUUCUGGAAUUGUCAAAUCGUGUCGCUCGAGAAUAUGAUAAUUUAUUAUGAUUACACUCCAUAACCGCGCCUACAUGCAAUGAAUCAAUCAUGCUGGCUCACCGCACGUUAUCUCUUGCGCCACAUCCAUAAUUCCUGGGUUCAUUGUAUAAUAACUAGGUUCUUGUUAGGCACCCGAACCGCACGAUACCGAUAAUGUUUUUGUGGCCAACAACGAGACAGACGCCACUUGAAUUUAUACCGACAUUUCAUCUUCAAAUUAAGUUCGAAUAUUUCGCUACAAAUUCUAAUCAAUAUUGUAGCAGACUGUAGAUCGCUUUAUCGCUGUUUUGUUUGUAAAUGUUCCAUGUAAAACAUUAUCCCGUAAAUCAUAAUUUAAUUAAGGCCACAGAUUAUACAUAUGUUUGUACGUAUAAUUUGUGUUUAAUUUCGAGGACCUAUUAAAUAUUUUCUACCUCUAAUAAGUACGUAGUGAUAUGCUCAGUUAGUCCUUAUUUGACGGUAGCGUAGGAGUAGGUCCAAAACAAACUUUGCUUUCGUUGGUAAGUUAGUACAAUGAUUUUGUUUUAUGUAUUUCUUAUCAAUAGUUAGCAAGGAGAGUUUAGCAUUUAGGGUAUUUUUACGGUAAUUGUUUUUUUAAUAAGUGAUAUUGCAUUGAAUAUUUAGAGGUCCUUGAUAACAUGUUCAUGUAUUCUGUUAUUUUAUUGAGGUUCGGAAAUUAUUUCAUAUGAGAUCUGCACAUACCUGAUAAUAUUUAUCUAGUUUUUGUUAAGGCAUUAUUCGUUAACGUUAUCAUACAAUGUUAUGGUAAAACGACCUCAGUAUGCUUGGGAAUAAAUUGUAAAUAUAGUAACAUAUUUGAUCAAAAUGCUCUGAAAUCAUGUUACUUAAUAUUGUAAAUAGCAAAUUUUAUAAUAAAGCAUUAUUUAAUUACUA